AUGGAUCCAAAACACCCCCUAGAACCCGAAGAGCGCCAGAACCUAAGUAGAGAAGUACCAUACAUCAGAAAAGCCAUCCUGCGUAUAGAAUAUGAUCACCUACUCACUACCAACACGCCCCAGUACCUUAAGAUCCGAGUGCUGCCCCUUGACUUAGGAGGCGAUAAGGCUCUUAGGCCUAAGUUCUUUACACCAUAUUUCCUCGAAAGCUUCAGAGAGCCCACAGACAAAGUCAUGGGAGACACCUAUACCGUUGGUGGUACAAGUGAUUACGGUGCCUCAAACAGCAUGCUUACUCUAUCUGGUUGUUAA
Molecule: messenger RNA, 312 nt
Organism: Aspergillus ruber CBS 135680
Lineage: Eukaryota; Fungi; Ascomycota; Eurotiomycetes; Eurotiales; Aspergillaceae
Exons: 1
Coding region: 1-312 (103 amino acids)
Source: RefSeq, a predicted model, not a curated record